Messenger RNA from Caenorhabditis elegans, 1316 nucleotides. It is a transcript of the gene mtch-1, whose product is annotated as Mitochondrial carrier. Bases 1 to 1029 code for a protein of 342 amino acids. Gene Ontology annotation, cellular component: mitochondrial outer membrane; membrane. Lineage: Eukaryota; Metazoa; Nematoda; Chromadorea; Rhabditida; Rhabditidae. The record is from RefSeq and is marked reviewed. The transcript has 6 exons.
AUGGCUGAAGGAAAUCAACAAGACGCUUUCCUUGGGCUUGCUCCAGAAGAGGAGAAAUUCGCCAAGAGUCUUAUUGCCAAGCUCGCUUUGAGCUCGUUGUCGCUUCCUUUGACCGUGACACGUACCCUUAUCCAGCUUGGUCAUGAACCGUUCCCAUUGUCUACAGGAAAGACUCUCGUCAUUGCAGGAAGAAAUGCGUAUUUCCUUCCUAACUUCUUCAGCUAUAUGAAGCAAUUGGGAACUACUCGUGGAUAUAUCACCCUUUGGACUGGAAUCGACUCUGCUAUCGCUGCUUUGGCUGUUCAGGGUAUUGCUUCUCACCGCACUCAGCAGUACAUCGACGAGUACUACCCCAAUAUUGGAGGACCUCUUUUAAAUCAAGAUAAAGAAGAGGAUGAACUCACCGAUGCUGAAUCAUUCCGAAGAGUUAUUCGUAACGGAUUCCGCGAUUCUGUCAUUCGUGUUGUUGCUGUUACUGCUGCACGACCAUUUGCUGUCUGCUUUGCUCGUCAAGUUGCUCAAGUUAUUGGCAAUGAAACUAAAUACACUACCUGCGCCCAGGCUCUGGCCGUCAUCGGAAAGCAGGAAGGUCCAGGAGGACUUUUCAGCGGACUUGCUCCUCAGAUCGUUGGAGAGCUUCUCGUCAUUUGGGGAGUUCAUCUAAUUACUCACGGAAUUCAAAGAGCUAUUCUCCGCAUUGAAUUUGGAGACACAAAGAAUAAGGACGAAACGAAAGCCAAGGCUGCCAAGGAUGUUCACAAGUUCAUCCAUACUGCUGUUCCAUUCCUCGUCAACUCCUUCGGCUACCCAUACAGUGUUGUAUCCACUGUUAUGGCUGUUGCUGGAUCAGGACUAGCCGUUUCGUUCCUCCCAUAUUCACCAUCCUUCAACAACUGGCAUGGAGCAUGGGACUACCUUCGCCCAAUUGGUCUCAAGCGUGGAAACCGCCUGUUCCUUCGUGAACAAGUGGGAGCUGUCACUGUCGGCGUGGAUCAACAACUUUACGCUAGCAACUCUUACUUUGCAUAAGAUUUUCGUCCCCAACUUCAUCCAAUCUUCGCUAUAAUGUAUUUUUCGAGUUUUGCUAAUCCCUUUUCAUAUACCAAUCAUCGGUUGUUUUAGACUCAAAUCUCAUAGAACUAAAAUGUUCCUUUAAUCCAAACCCGUACUUUAGAUUUUCGAUUUAAAUUUCAACAUGUGUCCCGUAAUUUAUUAGCUUUAGCGUUAUCCUAUGAUGAAGUUAAAUCUACAAUUUAAAAUUUUAUAGUUUUUUUUUGUAAACAAACUACACUCAAAAUAAAAAAAACUGCGUGGCG